UGUCACGUAAUUUUACUGUGAAUGUGCGUAUGAGUUUUGAGUUUUUCAAGUUUGAAUUGCGGAUUGAGUUCCAGUAUCACCAGAAUAUCUCGAGAACGCGUCAUCCCAGAGAAAAAGUUCACUCAACUUUUUCGUAGCUAACGAAAUUUUCAAGGGAAAAUAUCUUUUCAUAUUUUUUCCUAGAACCUCGCGUUCUCUAGUUAUCCCAGUAAAUUCGCGAUAAAUCUGAUUAUGAAUCCCGAAUUUUGUUCGAGUGAACUAAAAGUCCGGUGCAUUUUCACGAGAUAUCUCGAGAAUGCGUCAUUGUACGGAAAAAUGUUAUUAGACUUUUUUGUAGCUGACAAGAUUUCCAGUAGAAGAUGCUCUUUUAAGUUUUACCCUGGAACCCCUCGUUCUCCAGAUAUUUGAAGAAAUAUGGAAAUUUAUUCGUUCGAGUCUGUUUUUUUACAAUGAAUUUGAUUUCCGUGUGGUUCCGGUGAAUUUCGUGAGUUCCUCGGUAAUUCUACACGUGUGGAACCUAGUUUUUCCCAAUGGCGCUGUUCGUCCGUGGAACCGCGAAUAAAUGGCAGUUCAUGAUGAAUUUAUGUUGCAAUUUGUCUUCAAAUCAGUGCAGACUGCGAAAAUCAUCAUCAUUUUUUGAUAAUCUCUGGUUCCUCACAGAAUGUCGAAGGAUAGCAACAACCGGUGUUAAUACAAUCAUUCCAACCUCAAAACUCAUCAGUGACAAAAAAUGUGAUGUUGUGGAGCCCUCAGCUGGGGUAUUUGACAGAUUCAUGUCAGCAAGAAGGAGAGAAUCCAAGAGAACUGUUAUCAUUCAGGUGCAAUCACCUGAUUCUUACAACGAUUUGUACUCGUACUGCACAGAAUUUGGUCCUGUCAGCAACAUGUAUCAUUAUGUUGUUGCCAAAACUGCGCAUUUUUUUCUAGUCGAAUUCAAAGACGUUGAGAGCCACAAAGCUGUUCUGGCGGCUGCGACCCUCAUAAAUCACCAGGAGGUCAUUCCCACGUAUUCUUAUAUGCUCUGGUUCAGAAAUGCUCCGAAGAAGUCCAAGAAAAUUCUGGAAAAUAUACCCCCAGUGGUGCGAGGCAAUGACGACAAGUCCGAGGAGAAAAUCUAUCCAGAUCUCUUGGCAAUUAAAUCUAUUUCCGAACAAAUGGAGCUUCUGUACGACAGUUGGAAGCUCGAUGAUAUAUCGACACGCCUUCGAUUCGUCACAGCCCUCCAAAUGGAGAGAAAUUUAACGAGUUUAUUCCCAAACAUCGUAAUCCUACCAUUCGGCUCGUCCGUCAAUAGUUUUGGUAAACGUGGCUGCGAUCUCGAUCUAGUCAUGACUCUAGACGGUGAAAAACGAGAGAAAAUAACUAGUAGAUUUGUCUUUCAAACGAAAUCAUCUCUCCCUGAGGAAAGAGCACAGACGAAAAAAUCGAUGGAAAUAAUUUCGAAUGUAAUGCAGUCGUUCAUACCCGGAGUGAGAAAUGUCAGGAGAAUUCUGCAUGCCAGAGUGCCAAUUCUAAAAUACGAUCACACAUUGACUGGUCUCGAGUGUGACCUCAGCAUGACAAAUAUGUCUGCUGUGUACAUGUCAGAGCUCCUAUUUAUUCUUGGCGAGCACGACGUACGAGUGAGACCUCUAGUAUUCACGAUAAGACAGUGGGCGACUUCUGUGGGACUGACCAACGCCAAUCCUGGGGGGUGGAUCACAAAUUUCUCCCUCACCCUUCUAGUUAUUUUCUUUCUACAGCAGAAAAAGAUUCUUCCCUCGAUUAACAAAAUGAAGAAUCUUGCCAGGCCUUCAGACAUUCGUCUAACAGACACGUGCGUGGACUGCACAUUCGUGAGAGAUCCGAAAAUAAUUCCAUCAGGCACCUGCAAGGACUCCCUCGAGAUCCUGCUCCGUGAUUUCUACGAUUUCUACGCAAAUUAUGAUUUUGCAUCUAGAGCGAUAUGUCUGAGGGAAGGUAUAAGUCUCUACAAACCCGAUUCAUCCGCUCUCUUCAUCAGCAAUCCCCUGGAGAAAACUCUGAACGUCAGCAAAAACGUGACGCCUCCAGAAGUCAUGAGGUUCAUAAAUGCUGUGAGGAAUGCUGCGAUGCUCUUCGACGAGGGAUUAGCACCCAACAGCCGCGGAAUCCUCGAUAUUUUUGCUGAAAAACAGCCCCAGAAGAAGCACUUCAUCCUGGGACGAGGGAAUAGCAACAAAAAGGUUAAUAUUGCAGAGCUCUUUCGUGCUGACGAAGGAAACAAGUUGAACGAAAUCGACACGAUCGAUCACUGGAAAAAGGAAAGGGCGAGGCGCCGGUGACUUGAUCCUUUUCACUCACUCAUUAUUUAACAUUGAUAAAUUAUCAAUGACAUGUCAGUUCUGUAAAUAAAUUCGAUCGCCAGAAGAUAAUUUAUU
Messenger RNA from Fopius arisanus, 2399 nucleotides. It is a transcript of the gene MTPAP, whose product is annotated as poly(A) RNA polymerase, mitochondrial. The transcript is spliced from 6 exons. The coding region runs from base 531 to 2303 and encodes 590 amino acids. Gene Ontology annotation, molecular function: poly(A) RNA polymerase activity. Lineage: Eukaryota; Metazoa; Arthropoda; Insecta; Hymenoptera; Braconidae. The record is from RefSeq and is a predicted model, not a curated record.